AUGCCCCCGUAUAGAAUGGAUAGAAAAUCUGCUAGAAUAAAAGCAGAGUUAGAAAGAUAUGGUUGGAAAGUUUCGAAGAAGUUUAAAUAUAGGAAGGGAAGACCCAUAAAAGUCUAUGACAAACUAUCUGGUCUUCGCUAUGAAAUGGACUUGGAAACAGCACGCGCAAAUUAUCCAAACAGACUAGAGAGGUUAGAAGAAGAACGUCUUAUGAACAUGCCUUUCGAUGUUACUGAGCCACAGGUUGAAGGACACGACGGCUUUGCCAGAUUCUACUGGAAACAUGACGAACAAUUGCAUCCCUUGAGACGGAAAAAAGGGAAGGGUGAAGACGCACAUGCUCCCAUGGAAAGAACAAGAUAUGCAUAUGAAAAGUAUCGUGAAGUUAGAAGUAAAAUUACUUCUGGUCGAACCUUUACAGUAAACUUUGAAGAAGGAAAGAACAAAGAAAGUUAG
This is a messenger RNA of Trichomonas vaginalis G3, 456 nucleotides long. RefSeq lists its product as uncharacterized. Lineage: Eukaryota; Parabasalia; Trichomonadida; Trichomonadidae. Bases 1 to 456 code for a protein of 151 amino acids. The record is from RefSeq and is a predicted model, not a curated record. The transcript has a single exon.